Messenger RNA from Punica granatum (pomegranate), 994 nucleotides. The record is from RefSeq and is a predicted model, not a curated record. Lineage: Eukaryota; Viridiplantae; Streptophyta; Magnoliopsida; Myrtales; Lythraceae.
UUAUAUAGACCCAAUGGCACUACGAUUUUAUAACUAAGACGAACAUACAAAAGAGUACAAUAGCUAUUGAAAAGAGUUUGCGCAAGAAAUCUAAUUAAAAAACAAAAAUGUCUUUGCUGUCGCUCCUCCUCUUGGGCAUGUUCCUAAGUUCUGCCCAUGCUACCAACUAUGACAUUCUCAAUCAAUGCAACUACACCGUGUGGGCAGCCGCUUCACCUGGCGGCGGCCGGCGUCUGGACCCGGGCCAGAGUUGGUCCCUCACCAUGAACCCUGACACAACUACGGCCCGCAUUUGGGGUCGCACCAAUUGCAGCUUUGAUGCCAAUGGCCAGGGUCGCUGUGAGACCGGGGACUGCACUGGGGGAUUGAACUGCCAGGGCUGGGGCACGCCACCCAACACCCUCGUGGAGUUUUUGCUGAGCCAGCCAAGCAGCCAAGACUUCUUUGACAUAUCUCUGGUCGACGGGUUCAACAUCCCGGUGGAUCUCAAGCCCGCUACAAAUGUGUGUCGUGGAAUCCAGUGCUCCGCAGAUAUCAAUGGCCAGUGCCCUGCGGAGUUAAGGGCUCCCGGUGGCUGCAACAACCCAUGCACCGUCUUCAAGACGAACGAGUACUGCUGCACUAAUGGGCAGGGAAGCUGUGGCCCGACCACUUUCUCCAAGUUCUUCAAGGACAGGUGCCCCGAUGCUUACAGCUACCCGCAGGAUGAUUCGACCAGCACGUUGAAAUGCCCUAGUGGCACGAACUAUAGGGUUACCUUUUGCCCGUAAACCAGAAAAAUUCUACGUUCCUCUUUCAAAUCUCUUAGGUGUUCGGUUGUGGGAGUAGAGAUUGGAUUUUUAUACUAUAAUAAUGAUGAUGAUGAUGUAUGAAAUAAAGCACCGGAUACUAGUGUACCAGUUCCGGAUCGAGGUACGUGCCAUAUUUUACUGCAUGUAUGAAAGAUAUGGGCUAAUUUCUGAUGCAAUAAUAAUUAAUCUUUAAUCUCUCUCCA